Brachypodium distachyon (stiff brome) is the source of this 1248-nucleotide messenger RNA. RefSeq lists its product as uncharacterized. The record is from RefSeq and is a predicted model, not a curated record. NCBI's taxonomy places the organism in Eukaryota, Viridiplantae, Streptophyta, Magnoliopsida, Poales, Poaceae. The coding region runs from base 296 to 799 and encodes 167 amino acids. The transcript is spliced from 2 exons.
CCAUUUCAAAGGUGUGCAGCAGAAAACUACAACUCAAGGCGUAGUCCUUUUCACAUAAUCCAAAUCUUCUAGAUUAGGCCAUUUGACAACAAAUCUGACAAGGCGGGCCCACAUCUAAGAUAUUUUUUUAUACCUCAUUUCUCACAUAACUCCCUCCAUAUUUUGCCCCCUUUUCCUUUGCUGUUGUCCGCCAUCUUCUUCUCCUGCUCCGGCCAGGCGCAUCUCUCUGCCUCCACCGGCACUGCGCCAAGACAGCUGCACAAACGAUGCCUGAUUUCGGUGCUUUGCAAUUGCAAUGGCGAGAUUUGCUUCAUCAUGCCGCCGAAGCCAUCGUCGGCCGGCGGCGGCCCCCGCGUCCGCCGAAGCAGCAGCACUGCGGGCCCCAAAGACGCCGUGCACGCCCAUCGGGGCCUCCGUGAGGUGCCUUUGCUGGAACGUUGCCCACUCCCACACCCGUCGCCACUCACAGGCCCGCCGCGUCGCCACAACUGCACCGGCACCCAAUGAUGCUGUGCACGCCCAUCGCCUCGGCCUCUUCUUCCCUGUCUCCGACAGGGUAAGCCGCCUUGGCCUCGUCGUCAAUGACUCGAAGCCCACGGCAUCAAACCCCCUCCACCCAAUUCUUUCCUCCCUAAGAUACUCCGAGCUCUCCACACUACUCCACACCUCCUCAAUCCCGCUCCAUAGAAUCCUCGAAGGCUCUCGUGGCCAUCUUCGGAUCUUCCUUCGGCAAGAGUUUGAGCUCUCUGACGAGCUAGAGGCAAGCGCCAUGCCGUUGGUUGCUGUCCCUUGCCACUGACCCACCAAGAGGAGCGCACCGACGAGUUGAAUCUUCUUGAGCCCGUGUCGAUUGCCGUCGAUCUGCCGCUCGCCGCUGGUGAGUUCAUCGUAUGGGGCCGCAUGCCUGAGAAGAAGAGAAACCACCACAUUUGGAACAAGAAAUCCACAUUUUUUAUUUUAUUUUUACAACAACUACCGCUUUUGAGCACAUAGGUACCCCCAUUUCUCCUCUCCAAGCCAGUCCACGGAGGGGUAGGUGAGAUCUCCCCUUCAGUUCUUAGUGUUCUAGGCCACAAAUCUCUCCCAUAUCCCACUCCUCUGUUGAAUCUGCUGCUACAUCCCUCUGUAACCGAAUCUCUGCCCUGUAAGUCUGAACCCUGCUUGUUCUUGCUGUUCUUGGCUGUAAACUCUUAAACCUGCGUGUAAAACUCUUGUUUCAGUUUAGUAAUCUGUUCUAGUGUUUAUUUU